Ostrinia furnacalis (Asian corn borer) is the source of this 1197-nucleotide messenger RNA. Its product is annotated as lipase 1-like. The record is from RefSeq and is a predicted model, not a curated record. Gene Ontology annotation, molecular function: hydrolase activity, acting on ester bonds. The transcript has a single exon. NCBI's taxonomy places the organism in Eukaryota, Metazoa, Arthropoda, Insecta, Lepidoptera, Crambidae. Bases 1 to 1197 code for a protein of 398 amino acids.
AUGAAGGACUUCCCGAAUGGAGUCUUCAUUGUGUUCAUCUUAUUGGUGGGAAGUCAAAGUUGUUUUGCCUUAUUCGACGGCAUAUUGAACGAAGAUGGAAGGUUAAAUUUCACCCAAAUCGCGGCAAAGUAUGGGUUCCCGAAUGCAGUGACCAAGGACGUGGUGACCGUAGAUGGCUACAUUCUGGCGCUGCACCACAUCCCGGGCAACGCCAGCCGGCCGGUGCUGCUGGUGCACGGCAACACGGCCGACGCCAGCUGCUGGAUCAUCCGCGGCAACGACUCCCUGGCCAUCAACCUCGCCAGGAGAGGCUACGACGUGUGGGCGAUCAACUCCAGGGGCACCACUUUGUCGAAGCGGCACCUUUAUUUAAAUCCUAACCUGCAGAUGAGGGAGUUCUACAACUACACAUUUUACGAGCAGGGUGUUUAUGACAUGCCAGCCACAAUAGAUUAUAUCUUAAAUGAGACCAAUCAGAGCAGUCUGCUCGCCAUCGGGCACUCUGUCGGAACUACGAAUUUUUACGUGUUGGGGUCCGUCAAACCUGAGUAUAACGCCAAAAUCAGGGCGUUCAUAUCUCUGGCGCCCAUUAGCUUCAUACAGCAUUUGAGAGGACUCGCAACGGUUGGGUCUUUGUUAGGAAACACAUUGACAAGCAUAGGGUUGCUGGUCGGUGUCAACGAAGUAGCAGGUCGAAAUCAAGUUACAAGUGGUUUGUUCAACGCCACGUGCCUUGUUGGGCCUCUCCGGUACACGCUCUGCGUCGAGGGAGUUAUAUUCCCGCUGUUCGGUCCGGAUGAGCAAGGAUUCGAACGUGACUUCAUCCGCACAUUUUUCGGGCAUUAUCCUGAAGGCAGCAGCAGAAAGUUGUUUGACCAUUUGGUACAAAUAAUAGAUCGAAACAAGUUUGCGAGAUAUGAUUACGGUUCGAAAGGCAACAAGGUGGCGUACGGGACGACCGAGCCCCCGGAGUUCGACCUGAGCCAGGUGAGCAUGAACAUGGCGCUGCUGGUGGGCAGCAACGACUACCUGGCGACGGUGCUGGACGCCGAGCGCCUGCGCGACGCGCUGCCCAACGUCGUGCACUACCAAGUCAUGCCCUACGAAGAUUUCAAUCAUUUUGACUUUGUUUGGGGCCGCGAAAUGCCCACCAAUUUGUUUCCGUAUCUUUUACCGCUUGUAGAAGAAUACAUAUAA